CUGAAAUCUAUAAACCCAGCACAUCCAAACAAACACCGCUCCCUAAAACUACAAUUACGACACUUACAACACCACGACAAACAUCACCUACAUACACUACACCCCCAAAAUGCCACGCAAAAACUCUCAACGAACCUCACAGCAACAACAAAACCAACUCCAAGACCCCCUCAAAAGAAACCCCCACAUACGCACAACCCCAACCCACAUAUUCUUCCACUCCGGUCCCCUCUCCAACUGGCACCCCAGCACACCCCCCUUCCCAGGCCACAGAGCCCUAACCCUCUGUCUCCCGGACCUCGACGCCCUGGGAAUCCCACACCCAUCCCAAAAUGCCGCAGUAACACGCCUAAUCAGCUCAUGGUCAUUUACUUGCGGCGAGCAAUGGAUGAUGGCGAUGAAGGGGUGGUUAUUUGAGGAUAUCCCGGGGUUGGAUUCGAAUGUUGAUAUUUCAGACGAGGAGUUUGAGGCUGUUAGGGCUGUGGCUUUGAGUGUCUCUGAGCCAUCGCCGGAGGCCCCGUGGAAAGAGAAGGCGAUAUGGGAGUCGACGGUUGCGAGUGUGAUGAGGACGAGACAGCCGAGGGUGCAGAAAGCGUUGGGGCGUAGGGCUGAGGGGUUUCAGGAGGAUGUUUGGGAGUUUGCGAGUGAGGUUAUUGUGGCUGCUGGGUGUGUGGCGAGGGCGGAGGUGGAUGGGACGUUGAGGGAGGUGUAUCUUGCGAGUGGUGGGAGGAGGUUUGUGGAGGGGAGUGUUAGGGAUCGGGUUUGGGGGGUUGGGUUGCGGUGGGAUUCAGUCGAGAUUGAGGAUGAGGGCAAUUGGAAGGGUAAGAAUCGGUUGGGGAGGUGUCAUGAUGAGGCGGCGAGGAUUGUGAGAUUGGGUGAGUAGGACGUUUUGUUUAUGAAGGGUUGUCUGAGCUUUACUAGUUGGGCAUGAGAUAGUGAGAUAUCAAUCAAGCUUCAAGAAAACUUGUUAGAGCUCAACUAUGGAACAUCUAGCUAUACAGCGGCCUCGUCGGUAAGAUGGAGAAAUUCCAGAAAUUUGUUCUUUCCUCCCUUAUGGAUACGUCUAACGCGUAAUGUCUGGGAAUGGUCUCUGUGUGUUCCCUUGCUGAUACACACACAAUGAUAUUAUCGGCAUAGACUUGUCGUCCCAUAGGCUGGAGAUCUUGUACCCCAGGCACUUCAGAGCUC
Molecule: messenger RNA, 1188 nt
Organism: Aspergillus pseudotamarii
Lineage: Eukaryota; Fungi; Ascomycota; Eurotiomycetes; Eurotiales; Aspergillaceae
Product: NADAR family protein
Exons: 1
Coding region: 110-883 (257 amino acids)
Source: RefSeq, a predicted model, not a curated record